This is a messenger RNA of Ilyonectria robusta, 823 nucleotides long. RefSeq lists its product as uncharacterized. The record is from RefSeq and is a predicted model, not a curated record. Lineage: Eukaryota; Fungi; Ascomycota; Sordariomycetes; Hypocreales; Nectriaceae. Bases 314 to 823 code for a protein of 169 amino acids. The transcript is spliced from 2 exons.
GGGCUACUACGCAGUGCGCUACAGUCCAGGCUGCGCUCUGGUAGGCUUCUUCCCCUUUCUCUCAGCCCCAAAAACCUUGCCUUAGCCUGAUGGAGCCUCGGUCGGAGGUUGUUGAGAUAUAGCCAGACCUGACGUAGGGAAGUCGAACGCCGCGGUACCUGGGUGGCUCUGCAAAGUACCUCGCCUUUGCACUCCGCGCACGAGGGGAGCCCACCCAUAUCCACACCGGCGGCCAUCCGCUAAGGUAGGUACGGCGCCCAGUGCAAGGACGCUCCGAGCACUACACAUCUACAGCAGAGUACUGCCAGGUACUAUGCAGGAAGCCAAGGAACAUCUGGGGCGGCGGCCGGUGCUGGUGCUGGUGCUGGUGCUGUUGCUGGCGCGCUCGGAACCAAAGGCAUUGCCCUGCUUGACGCCCCCUGAGCCUGAUACCAUGGACCGAGUAUGUGCGCGUGGGAGUGCGUGCGUGUGUGUCUGUGUCGCCAUGUACUCGGUACAGGUCUGGUCCAGGACCAGGCACAGAGAUCCAGGGCCCCUGGAGAACCCCGGUGGCCGUAUCCGUAGACGCGCUGACGUCGUGUUGGUUGGUGGUGGGCGCAUGGGCCAUCGUCCCCUGGAUCCCCUGUGCGCCUCUUCCGCGCCAGAGGAUUUCCAGCGGGCUGUAGUGGGUUACAGCGGGUUCCAGCGCGUCUCUGCCUCUUCCAGGUUACUGAGGUACGUCGGCUUGGAGCCCCCCGCUACGGCAUCCCAUCACCGCCGCUGCCCAUGCCCCUGGCCGUCGUUCGUGUCCCCAGAAAGGGCCAUGCUCCCCCUCCGGUCUUAG